AUGGCUUAUGAAAACUAUGUUCGCGACCUCUCGUACUUGACAUCUGGUGAUCUAUCAGAUGUGACCCUGAACUUUAGCGACAAGAGCUGGCGCAUCCACAAAGCUCUUGUGGUCUGUCACUCCAAAUGGUUUCAAAAGGCUCUCACCGGCGGCUUAGUGGAGACAAGCAGUGAAGCAAUUACUUUGCAAGAUGAUCCAGUAUACACGAAUGCAAUUGACUGCAUGGUGUCAUACAUCUACGAGGCUGGAUACAAUGUCUCUAAAUUCGACACUCUAGAACCUCUCCUUCAUGCACAGGUUACUAUAAUCGCCGACAAAUACGACUGUGCAUCUCUUUGCAAGCUUGCAAAAACGUCAUUUGCGAACACGGUCAUGACUAUCAAUCCCAACGACUGGGCCGUAACUGCUGCCUUUGUCUACGACUACACGACAACUGUGCCACCAGCUCAUGUGGAGCUAAGGAACUCAGUCAUCGCUGCCGUUGCGAGUCGCCAUUGCAUGUUAAAAGCAACCCUACGAGAGGAGAGGGUACUCGAUGUCCUAUGUUCAAAUGCAGACCUGGCAACAGACCUUCUGCUAGGUGGGCGACAUGGACCUAAGGUAGAAGGAGUCUCCGAGCAUCAUUUCAUUUGCGAUCAUUGCCAUUACAGUCAUACCGGAUCGCGCGAUUGCCCGAAUAUAACGUCUGUCAGUAAAACGGGCAAGCCGGUGUGUCCUAAGUGUAGGAGGAAAACCGGGAACCCAAUACAUCACACACCGAUGGUCAAUAUAUACCCAGCUUUCUCUUGCGCAUCAUGCGACGGAUUCCACACGACAGAUCCCGAUGAUGAGGAUUUGGCAUGAACGGCAACCAUCCGUAAAACAUGCACUGCAACACGAAUACUUAACAUUUCAUUAGAGAACUUCCACUCUCAAUCUAUAAUACGAACGAAAGGAGUCCCUUUGUCU
Messenger RNA from Exserohilum turcica Et28A, 948 nucleotides. RefSeq lists its product as uncharacterized. The coding region runs from base 1 to 843 and encodes 280 amino acids. Gene Ontology annotation, molecular function: protein binding. Lineage: Eukaryota; Fungi; Ascomycota; Dothideomycetes; Pleosporales; Pleosporaceae. The transcript has 2 exons. The record is from RefSeq and is a predicted model, not a curated record.